UGGGCGUGUUUAUCAGACUAAGUAGAACACGCGCGCGUCUUCGCGUCUUUUCAAUCUACGCUCCUCCAUCUACUCCCAUCACCGCACUGAUUCUCUCAGAACAAAACACAGCUGCAUGAGUUCAAUGGCCCCCGUGGCAUCUACUUCGACUGCUAAUGCGGUCUCACUUUUGUCGUAUCCUCAACGACGAACAAUACGCGACAUACGAAAGACAGUGCGAUUCAUGCUCGUUGAUUGAUAAAUACGACAAAGAGCUACGUAUUGAUCGAAAGACGGUCAAGUACGAGCAGCAGUUUGCGAAUCUGUACUUUGUGCGCUUGUCGAAGCUCAAGAAACGGGUCGAGAAGGUCGCGUCAGACGCCUGGGAUGGGAUAUCACUCUGGGGUCAAAAAGCAAAGCAGGUAGACCGAGUACUCGACGUCAAGCAAGGCGAGCUUUCCUGGGUAGUCGGCACGGUCUACAUGGAGAUGCCGCAAAAGCCCAACAUUCUCGAAGAAAUCACCAAAGAAUUCUGGACCGUCGCUCCGAUCUCAAAAGACAAGAUCCGAGACCCCGAGCACGACGAAAUCACGCUGGAAGACGACAGCGGCAGACUCUUGCUCGCGGGCUCGGUGAUCAAAGAGCAGCUUAUCGUGACCGGCUGCGUUAUCGCGGUCUUGGGUCUCGAGACGAGUACCGGCGAGUUUGAGGUCAGAGAUAUAGUGCUGCCGGGGCUGGCGCCGCAGAUUCCGCAUCAGAUUUCGACGGAAGGGCAUAAACGACGGUAUAUCGCGCUUGUGUCGGGGAUGGAAAUUAGUGGGAGUGUGCAUGAGGAGUACGAGAGCACGAUGCUAAUUGAGUAUCUGAUGGGCGAGCUUGGAAGCGACGCGAAACUGGCACACGGAUCAGAAAUAGUGCACGCAAUCUUCGCCGGCAACUCAUUCGCGGACCCAUCAGCUCUCGAGACCGACGACCAAGACGAAACACUCCCCCCCAAACAGAAAAAAUACGGCUACGAUUCCUCAGCCUACAAAGCCAAGCCGAUCGAGACUCUUGAUAGCGUGCUGGCGGAAAUCAGCAUGUCGCUGUCGGUAGACUUGAUGCCCGGCGACCACGAUCCUACUAACCUUUCUAUGCCGCAGCAGCCUAUUCAUCCUGCUUUGCUGCCUAAUACGCGGUCUUUUCUUGGGUCGUCGUUUAGGACCGUGACGAAUCCAUGCUGGUGGGACAUGGACGGUGUCAGGAUGCUCGGUACUGGUGGUCAGAAUAUAAGUGAUGUUUUCAAAUAUGUGGAAGGAGACGAUCGGCUGAAAAUGAUGGAGUCCACGCUGUUAUGGCAACACUGCGCCCCGACGGCUCCAGACACUCUUUGGAGCUACCCAUUCCAAGACAAAGACCCCUUCAUCCUCGACGAAUGCCCCCACGUCUACUUCGCCGGGAACCAACCCAAGUUCGCAACCUCGAUCUUGACAGGCGCAGACGGCCAGUCUGUGAGGAUCAUUGCGGUACCUCAGUUCUCGGUCACGAAGGAGAUUGUUUUGCUGGAUGUCGACUCGCUGGAGUGUGAGGUUGUGGCGUUUAAAGCUGGGGCGAAGCAUGAUUGAGAAUGUAUGAAAUGAAGUUACAGGAUCUUGUGCGAAAUUAAUAAAUGAUUAGCAUCGCUAGACUUUAAUGCUCUUAAAA
Myxozyma melibiosi is the source of this 1662-nucleotide messenger RNA. Its product is annotated as DNA polymerase alpha/epsilon subunit B-domain-containing protein. NCBI's taxonomy places the organism in Eukaryota, Fungi, Ascomycota, Lipomycetes, Lipomycetales, Lipomycetaceae. Bases 156 to 1583 code for a protein of 475 amino acids. Gene Ontology annotation, cellular component: delta DNA polymerase complex. The record is from RefSeq and is a predicted model, not a curated record. The transcript has 6 exons. Gene Ontology annotation, biological process: DNA strand elongation involved in DNA replication; DNA replication. Gene Ontology annotation, molecular function: DNA binding.